This is a messenger RNA of Populus trichocarpa (black cottonwood), 261 nucleotides long. Its product is annotated as ATP synthase small subunit 6, mitochondrial-like. Lineage: Eukaryota; Viridiplantae; Streptophyta; Magnoliopsida; Malpighiales; Salicaceae. The record is from RefSeq and is a predicted model, not a curated record. The transcript has 2 exons. Bases 94 to 261 code for a protein of 55 amino acids.
GCAUUGUCAAUCACCAAACAGACCUCCUCUGCAUCACCAUCGAUAAGUCGCAGCCACUGAAAGAUAUUGGCGUAGAAGAGAGAAUCGAAAAAGAUGAGGAAGUUCGAUCCAUGGCCAGUUUUCUUCAGGAGAGAAUGGAACCGUAACUGGCCUUUCCUUGCCGGCUUUGCCAUCACUGGCACUCUUAUCACCAAAUUUUCUCUCAGCCUCACCGAGGAGGAUGCGAAGAAUUCUCCAUUUGUGCAGAGGCACAAAAGGUAA